AGAAGACUCAUUUGGUCAAGAUGCAGUUCUGGCCUGUUCUGCACUGAAGAAGAUGUACAGGCGUAUAUUAGUUAGUGGAGCAUCUGCAAUUGAAAGCAACCAGCCAGAGCAACCAGGAGAAAACACAGCACUGAAAAUCCUCUUUGUUCAUUUGCAUGGGCCUAUAGACAUCAUUGCUGCCCGCCUGGAGAAGAGGAGAGGACAUUUUAUGCCACCUGAACUUCUCCAGUCUCAGUUUGAUACUCUGGAGCCUCCUAGUGCACCAGAAAACUUCAUUACAGUCAGUCUAGAAAAGUCUCUCCCCAAAAUAGUGCAGGAGAUUGAGAGUGCCAUUUUGCAGGGUGAGACUUUUCUGGAGUAA
This is a messenger RNA of Apaloderma vittatum (bar-tailed trogon), 361 nucleotides long. It is a transcript of the gene IDNK, whose product is annotated as idnK, gluconokinase homolog (E. coli). NCBI's taxonomy places the organism in Eukaryota, Metazoa, Chordata, Aves, Trogoniformes, Trogonidae. The annotation marks the transcript as partial. The transcript has a single exon. Gene Ontology annotation, molecular function: gluconokinase activity. The record is from RefSeq and is a predicted model, not a curated record. Gene Ontology annotation, cellular component: cytoplasm.